Molecule: messenger RNA, 1322 nt
Organism: Cavia porcellus (domestic guinea pig)
Lineage: Eukaryota; Metazoa; Chordata; Mammalia; Rodentia; Caviidae
Product: dicarboxylate carrier SLC25A8
Exons: 6
Coding region: 66-995 (309 amino acids)
Biological process (GO): mitochondrial transmembrane transport; response to cold; adaptive thermogenesis
Molecular function (GO): oxidative phosphorylation uncoupler activity
Source: RefSeq, a predicted model, not a curated record
UGAUUGAAGGCAGUACACCCUCCAGUUUUUCCCCAUCUCCUGGGAGGUAGAGGGAAAUCACAAUUAUGGUUGGGUUCAAGGCCACAGAAAUGCCCCCAACUGCCACUGUGAAGUUCCUGGGGGCUGGCACAGCGGCCUGCAUUGCAGAUCUCAUCACCUUUCCUCUGGACACUGCUAAAGUCCGGCUGCAGAUCCAAGGAGAAAGUCAGGGGCCAGUGCGCACUGCAGCCAGUGCCCAGUACCGUGGUGUGCUGGGCACCAUCCUGACCAUGGUGCGCACCGAGGGCCCCAGAAGCCUCUACAAUGGACUGGUGGCCGGGCUGCAACGUCAGAUGAGUUUCGCCUCUGUCCGCAUUGGACUCUAUGACUCUGUCAAGCAGUUCUACACCAAGGGAUCUGAGCAUGCCAGCGUUGGGAGCCGCCUCCUGGCAGGCAGCACCACAGGUGCCCUGGCUGUUGCUGUGGCCCAGCCCACAGAUGUGGUAAAGGUCCGGUUCCAGGCUCAGGCCCGAGCUGGAGGUGGUCGGAGAUACCAGAGCACUGUGGAUGCUUACAAGACCAUUGCCCGAGAGGAAGGGCUCCGGGGACUCUGGAAAGGGACCUCUCCUAACAUUGUUCGUAAUGCCAUCGUCAACUGUGCUGAGCUGGUGACCUAUGACCUCAUCAAAGACGCUCUCCUGAAGGCCAACCUCAUGACAGAUGACCUCCCUUGUCACUUCACCUCUGCCUUUGGCGCGGGCUUCUGUACCACCAUCAUUGCCUCCCCUGUCGACGUGGUCAAGACGAGAUACAUGAACUCUGCCCUGGGUCAGUACAGCAGCGCUGGCCACUGUGCCCUUACCAUGCUCCGGAAGGAGGGGCCCCGAGCCUUCUACAAAGGGUUCAUGCCCUCCUUUCUCCGCCUGGGGUCCUGGAACGUGGUGAUGUUUGUCACCUAUGAGCAGCUGAAACGGGCCCUCAUGGCUGCCUGCACAACCCGGGAGGCUCCCUUUUGAGCCUGUCCUGCUGCUGACCUGAUCACCUCUGGCUCUAGCUUCACCUCCAUCCAAGCCAUGCUUCCUUUUCCUCCUUCCCCUUCCUCCUUUCUUCUUUCCCCUUCUCCCUUCCCCUUCCUUCUCCCUACCUCCUCCUUUUCUCCCCACAUGGCCCCUCUUUUCCCCACUGGCUCAGUGCUGGUGGAGCUGACCCUGUCUAAAGCAGGAGGCCUGGCCCUAUCAGGACCUCAAACCCUCUGUCCUUUGAAAAGUUCAGACCAAAUCAUCCUGACCCCCAGGCUGGCCCAGCCCAGCCAGCCUGUCACCCAUAAAGCAAGCUCAACCAUG